GUAUAUUGUAACUGUUUUUUUGCCUAUGCGUAUGUCAACGAAGAGGGAGGCGAGCUGGAAAUGUCUGAAAACUUGAUUUAUGGUGUGUAGCAUAGUUGGAGCGUCAGUUUUUGUUCCUACAAUGUUCAGUCUUGGUGUAGUCGGAUCAGUUAUAAGAGGAAAUAACCAUUCAAAAGCUGUGCUUCUGUCAGCUUUCAUGGCUGUGUUGACCUUUGCAGAAGUAGUUGUGGCAAUCAUUGCCGCUUCAUUCUGUUGUUGCUGCUCCGCAUUGAGGACUUCAAACCAGCAGGAAGUUGUUAUAAUGCAAAGUACACAACCUGGAAUGUUUCUUAACCCACCACAGACUCAGAUUCCUAUCGCAAACAGCCACCAGGUCAUGAUAGCUACUGGACAACAAGCUAACGCAAUCGUUCAAUAUCCUGCAGCGCAACACUAUCAUGUUAUGCCUACUAAUCAACCGUCAGCUUAACAGAGUCCGGCAGUUGGUGGUACACAACUAGAAGUGAACCAUGGACAAGUGUUUGAUACUAAUCCACCUGCUUACAAAGAAUAACAAUCUCUUACAUGCGAUUGUGUUCGUUGUAAAAAUCAAAAGACUUUUAAUCUUAAUUUAUACAUUACUAACACUUGUGAUAUAACAGAACAUGAUUAUAUAAGAAUACGUGCUUAGAAAUACGAUUGUUUUUUUACCCUAAUAUUUUUUUUCUAAUAUGAAAACAUAAGGUUUUACUUUUACAGACGAUUAGAAACUGAUAAAAAGUGUUCUUUUUUCGAUAAAAAUGUUAAAAUAUGGGAGACAAUAAUUGCCUUCCAGUUUGGAAAUGAAUCUCUGAAAAAGAAAAAAAUAUGAAUAUCAUAUUAUACAAUUUCUCUUUUUAUAUUUCUGUAAUAUUUCACUGAAAACAUGAUCAGAAUUAGAAAUGUUUAAUCUCUUUCAACCUAAUUAUACUUGUAUAUGAUUGUAAAAAUACAAACAGGUCUAUAUUAAUCACCUCCCACUGUCUACAUACCUAAUUUGAAGAGAUACAACAACUGAAACCUUUUUUCAGUUAAUUUGAAAAUUAUAUUUGUGUAUAAUAUAAGUAUUUGAAAGUAACCCGGAUUUGUUUUUGUCUCGAUCGAUUAAUGUCUUUCGAACUGUGGUAUACUAAUAUUGCCUUUAUUUGAUUAAUAUAUCAAUAAGCAAUGUAAUAGGUCCUAGUUAUAUAUAUUUUAAAAAUCUAAAGAAUAAUAAUCAAUAUCGCAUCUGUAACAUUUGGAGCAGGAUCUGCUUACUCUUCCGAAGCACCUGAGAUCACCUCUAGUUUUUGGUGGGGUUCUUGUUGCUUAUUCUUUAGUUUUCUAUGUUGUGUCAUGUGUUCUAUUGUUUGUCUGUUUGUCUUCUUUAAUUUUUAGCCAGGCGUUGUUAGUUUAUUUUUGAUUUAUGAGUUUGACUGUCCCUCUGGUAUCUUUCGUCUCUCUCUUCUAGCAUAUUUUGACACCAAAAUUGACAUUUUUGCUGAUUAAAAUUGCUGUAUAAAUUGAUAAGAGAAAUAAUACUACGUUUUACAGCUUAAAGAUUUAUAAAAAAAAGAUUGAAUGCUUCAAUGGUGAUAGCAAUACAGAAUCAAACCCCUAAAUAUUUCUAAGUAGUUGAAUUGAUUACUGAUUAUUGUAUCAAAAUGAUAUAAUAUAACAUUAUGUGUAAUGAAAGAUUUCAUAAUAUUAUGCAUGUAUAUAGUAAUAUGUUUGUACUGCAUUAAUUUCGAGUUUGCUUAAAUAUUGUUUUUUAGUUCCUUUUAUUCCUUUGAUAUUUGUUUUGGUACUUAUAAUUUUUUUUUCUUGCAAAUAGCUUGCCUAAAAUGUGGAUUCAUGAUUGAUGAUUAAUGUAUACUAUUCUUUUUAAUGAAAUAUCCU
This is a messenger RNA of Mytilus trossulus (common blue mussel), 1896 nucleotides long. RefSeq lists its product as uncharacterized. The record is from RefSeq and is a predicted model, not a curated record. Lineage: Eukaryota; Metazoa; Mollusca; Bivalvia; Mytilida; Mytilidae. The transcript is spliced from 4 exons. The coding region runs from base 80 to 469 and encodes 129 amino acids.